Messenger RNA from Ceratosolen solmsi marchali, 2737 nucleotides. RefSeq names its product transport protein Sec23 (gene Sec23). Gene Ontology annotation, cellular component: endoplasmic reticulum exit site; COPII vesicle coat. Gene Ontology annotation, molecular function: GTPase activator activity; zinc ion binding. Lineage: Eukaryota; Metazoa; Arthropoda; Insecta; Hymenoptera; Agaonidae. Bases 246 to 2570 code for a protein of 774 amino acids. Gene Ontology annotation, biological process: COPII-coated vesicle cargo loading; endoplasmic reticulum to Golgi vesicle-mediated transport; COPII-coated vesicle budding. The transcript is spliced from 10 exons. The record is from RefSeq and is a predicted model, not a curated record.
GUUUUUUGCUUGCGACAAUGACUGCCAGGCGGAGCCGACAUUCAACUCGACUUGAAUUCAUGUGACGUGGCCCGGAUGACGGCUACAAAGUUCAUUGAGCGCUGGACUGGUCGACUCGGUCAAAUUUCUAGUUGGAAUUAAAAUUGUUAAAAUGAUCUGAUUAAUGUAAGAUCAUUUGUAGGACUCGAAAUUCAGUCGGCUCGAGACCGCACGUUAUUUAAGCGAAGCAAGCAGCGCACAGCGAGAUGACGACUUACGAGGAAUUCAUUCAACAAAAUGAAGAUAGAGAUGGGGUCCGUUUUACGUGGAAUGUUUGGCCAUCGUCGAGGGUCGAGGCUACCAGAUUAGUUGUACCAUUAGGAACAUUGUAUCAGCCAAUAAAGGAACGAUUGGUUUAUCCACCGAUUCAGUACGAUCCUGUACUGUGCACUAGGUCUACAUGUCGGGCAAUUUUAAAUCCUCUUUGCCAAGUGGAUUACAGAGCAAAGCUUUGGGUGUGCAAUUUCUGUUUUCAAAGGAAUCCAUUUCCACCUCAAUAUGCUGCAAUCUCUGAGCAGCAUCAGCCAGCUGAAUUGAUUCCAAUGUUCUCUACAAUCGAAUAUACAAUAAUGAGGGCUCAGUGCUUGCCACCGAUAUUUUUACUAGUUGUGGAUACUUGUUUGGACGAAGAUGAAUUGACGGCCUUAAAAGAUUCAUUGCAGAUGUCGUUAUCCUUGCUACCGUCUAAUGCAUUAAUAGGUCUUAUUACAUUUGGAAAAAUGGUGCAGGUUCAUGAAUUAGGAUGCGAAGGAUGUAGUAAAAGCUAUGUGUUUCGGGGAACAAAAGAUUUGUUGCCCAAGCAAGUACAAGAUAUGCUAGGAAUUGGAAGACUAGUUCCUGGACAAAAUCCAAAUCAAAGAGGACCAAGUGGACAGCCUUUACCUCCCGCUAAUAGAUUUUUACAACCAGUUCAGAAGUGUGACAUGAGUUUAACAGAUCUGCUAGGGGAAUUACAAAAAGAUCCAUGGCCUGUUGGUUCAGGAAAGCGUCCCUUAAGAUCGACAGGAGUUGCUCUAGCCGUAGCAACUGGAUUAUUAGAAGCUAGUUAUGCAAAUACUGGAGCGAGGAUUCUUUUGUUUGUGGGAGGACCUUGUUCUCAAGGACCAGGCCAAGUUGUCACUGAUGAUCUUCGUCAACCAAUAAGGUCUCAUCAUGAUAUUCAAAAAGAUAAUGCUAAACAUAUGAAGAAAGCAACAAAACACUAUGACAGUUUGGCAGCUCGAGCAGCAGCCAAUGGUCAUAUCAUAGACAUUUAUUCGUGUGCGCUUGAUCAAACUGGUUUAUUAGAAAUGAGACAAUGUUGCAAUUCAACUGGCGGACAUAUGGUAAUGGGCGAUUCUUUUAAUUCAUCGCUUUUUAAGCAAACGUUCCAACGUGUAUUUUCUAAAGAUACCAAUGGUGACCUUAAAAUGGCCUUUAAUGCAACCUUAGAAAUAAAAACAUCGCGUGAAAUUAAAGUGUCGGGUGCGAUUGGCCCUUGUGUAUCCUUAAAUGUAAAAGGAGCAAGUGUCGGAGAACAAGAAAUUGGGUUGGGUGGUACUUGCCAAUGGAAAUUUUGUUCGUUGACUCCUUCAACAACAACUGCAUUAUUUUUCGAAGUUGUUAAUCAACAAGCAGCUCCAAUACCUCAAGGAGGACGAGGCUGUAUACAAUUUAUCACGCAAUAUCAACACAGUAGUGGCCAACGAAGAAUCAGAGUAACAACAGUUGCUAGAAAUUGGGCAGAUGCCUCGUCAUCUUUACAUCAUAUAGCUGCUGGAUUUGAUCAAGAAGCGGCUGCAGUUCUUAUGUCUCGACUUGCAGUUUUCAGAGCUGAAAGCGAGGAUGGCCCGGAUGUUCUAAGAUGGGUAGACAGAAUGCUUAUAAGAUUGUGUCAAAAGUUUGGCGAGUACGCUAAGGAUGAUCCAAAUAGUUUUAGGCUCGCAGAGAAUUUUUCUCUCUAUCCACAAUUCAUGUAUCAUUUACGUAGAUCGCAAUUUUUACAAGUUUUUAAUAAUUCUCCGGAUGAAACUAGUUUUUACAGAAACAUGUUAAUGAGAGAAGAUUUAACCAAUUCGUUAAUAAUGGUUCAACCACUAUUGUAUAGUUAUGGGUUUGGUGGUCCGCCAGAGCCAGUUUUAUUAGAUACAUCAUCCAUACAAUCAGACCGAAUUCUGCUGAUGGAUACAUUUUUCCAAAUUCUUAUUUUCCAUGGGGAGACGAUAGCUCAAUGGCGUCAAUUAAAGUAUCAAGAUCUUCCAGAAUACGAAAACUUCAAGCAAUUACUAGCUGCGCCUAUAGAUGAUGCUGCUGAAAUAUUAGUUGGAAGAUUUCCAGCUCCUAGGUACAUUGAUACUGAACAUGGUGGUUCUCAAGCUAGGUUCCUUCUUAGCAAAGUCAAUCCUAGUCAGACACACAACAAUAUGUAUGCUUAUGGAGCGGGGAUGCCGAUGUCCAAUGGGGAAAGUGGAGCUCCAGUAUUGACGGAUGAUGUUAGCCUACAGGUAUUUAUGGAACAUCUAAAGAAAUUGGCAGUAUCAUCAACAGCUUAAUAUAUAACAUUGAAUUAAAUAAAAUCGAUCAUAACACUGUUUUUGUAUAUGAUAAUGAAUAUGUUAAGUAUAUAAAGUAAUAUGUAUUUGUUAAGGGCACUAGGGUUUAGUUUAUUGAUUCCAAUGUACCAUAUUGCAUUUAUCACAAUUAAAAACUAAUAAUGCCA